AUGGUUCGUAUGAGCGUUUUGGCUGAUGCACUAAAAAGUAUAAAUAAUGCAGAAAAAAGGGGGAAGCGACAGGUCUUAAUUAGGCCUUGCUCAAAGGUAAUUGUCAAAUUUUUAACGGUGAUGAUGAAAGCCGGCUAUAUUGGUGAAUUUGAAAUCAUUGAUGAUCAUCGGGCUGGGAAAAUUGUUGUUAAUUUAACUGGACGUAUCAAUAAAUGUUCAGUUAUUAGUCCACGGUUCGAUAUAUGCUUACGGGAUUUGGAAAAGUGGACUAGUAAUUUAUUACCCUCCCGGCAGUUUGGUCACCUUGUUUUAACUACAUCAGGUGGUAUAAUGGACCAUGAAGAAGCGAGGCGUAAGCAUCUUGGUGGGAAAAUUCUUGGAUUUUUCUUUUGA
Molecule: messenger RNA, 393 nt
Organism: Enterobius vermicularis (human pinworm)
Lineage: Eukaryota; Metazoa; Nematoda; Chromadorea; Rhabditida; Oxyuridae
Source: the annotation of a GenBank genome assembly